GCAGCCAUGGCGGAGAAAGCAGUCACCAUCAGGACCAGGAAGUUCAUGACCAACAGGCUUCUCUCCAGGAAGCAGUUUGUUAUUGAUGUUCUUCACCCAGGAAGAGCUAAUGUCUCAAAGGCUGAGCUCAAGGAGAAGUUGGCAAGGAUGUACGAGGUUAAGGACCCAAAUGCAAUCUUUGUUUUCAAAUUCAGAACCCACUUUGGAGGUGGUAAAUCUUCUGGAUUUGGUUUGAUCUAUGACAAUGUCGAGAGUGCCAAGAAGUUUGAGCCCAAGUACAGGCUGAUCAGGAACGGACUUGACACCAAGAUUGAGAAAUCAAGGAAACAGAUUAAGGAGAGGAAGAACAGGGCUAAGAAAAUCCGUGGUGUUAAGAAGACCAAGGCUGGUGACCCCAAGAAGAAGUGAGGAGUUGUUGAAGAGCGCAGAGGAUCGUUAUGGGUUUGUUCUGCAUCUUCCCUUGUUUAUGGCCAUGUUUUGCUUCUCAUUGUCACACUCGUGUUCUUUCUUCGUUUGGAUUAUGCUUUGAGCGUUAGAGAAACCAUGUGCUAAGAUUUUGUUGAAUACAUUUUAUUUUAAACAUCUUCUCUUUUUGCUUUCUCUUCAAAAUCCUUUGAUAACUACGAUACUAGCGUAAUUUCAGCCAUAGUAGCGUUAAGUAAUAUUUGGUUACAUAAUAGU
Molecule: messenger RNA, 681 nt
Organism: Eruca vesicaria subsp. sativa (arugula)
Lineage: Eukaryota; Viridiplantae; Streptophyta; Magnoliopsida; Brassicales; Brassicaceae
Source: the annotation of a GenBank genome assembly